AUGUUCUCAUUCACUGCAAAGUACAAGCCCGUCGACCACUAUAACGAAGAAGACACCAAGGAGGAGACUUUGGCUACCCUUCUACGUUCUGAAAAACAUAAGGUAGUAUUCGAGCCUCCCAAGCGCCUCUUUUGGGGUCGCUACAACUCGUGGAUUAGCCACGGCAUCCUCUUGUCCUUCGCCUUCCUUUUUAUGGCCUUGUGGGCUCACGCUGAGUCGCGAGUCAGGCCCAAGUACUCCAUUUACUCUCCCGCCAAUGUGGUUGCGGAUUACAACAAGGAGCUUACGACGUUCAACGGCACGUUUGACCACAAAUCGAUCUACCGCGGUCAGCCCAACCCGCAAAUCGACGAAGCAUGGAAGAGGGUCUUGACCGAGAUGAAGCCUACUCGACUGACCAAGGAACAGCUCGACAGAAUGGGCAUCAAGAUUACUCCGUCGAAAGUCAAGUUUUCCGAUGAAGACGGAGGCGGCUACAUGGCCACCAUCGAAACUGUCCAUCAACUCCACUGCCUGAACUCGCUUCGCAAAUACGUGCACCACGAGUAUUACGAGAAGUUCGAUCCUUUGUUCGUUGACGCUCCUAAGAUUUUUCGUACUCACUUGGACCACUGUGUGGAAAUAAUCCGCCAGAGCCUGAUGUGCUCCGCGGAUGUCGCUAUGAUUACUUACGAAUGGGUCAAAGGUUUCCCCCUGCCAUACCCGGACUUCAACACCAAGCAUCAGUGCAGGAAUUACCAGAAGAUCCUCGAUUGGGCGAACGACAAUGCGGUUCACAUCCCCAAGGAACAUGUCACCAGGCUUCCUGAUACACUGGACAUGCUCACUCCUCCUUGA
Molecule: messenger RNA, 837 nt
Organism: Cyclocybe aegerita
Lineage: Eukaryota; Fungi; Basidiomycota; Agaricomycetes; Agaricales; Hemipholiotaceae
Source: the annotation of a GenBank genome assembly